This is a messenger RNA of Lactuca sativa (garden lettuce), 1856 nucleotides long. RefSeq names its product putative calcium-binding protein At1g02270. NCBI's taxonomy places the organism in Eukaryota, Viridiplantae, Streptophyta, Magnoliopsida, Asterales, Asteraceae. The record is from RefSeq and is a predicted model, not a curated record. Gene Ontology annotation, molecular function: 3'-5'-RNA exonuclease activity; calcium ion binding.
AGGUUCCGCCAAUUGCCACCGCACCACACACGCAUUCGCCUUUCUCCAUCAAAUACAACACCCCGUUGUCUUCCUUCAGUUCCUUGUUAAACAACACCCUUGGAUUUUCAGAUAUCUUUCUUGAUUUUUUUUCAAUCCUCUCUGUGUUAAUAUUCUCCAUCCACCCCCAAAUUAAAAUCACUUAUCAUCCACAGAUUAUUGUUUUAAACAAAAAUUGGAAGGAAGAAGAAGAACGCCGGUAUGGUCAAGAAAAGGGUAUCAAGAGUCGGCAGUUAUGCCAUUUCGUCCGCCAUUGCAGACCCUAACUGUUUUUCAUGCUCAACCUUUAACAUCCUUGCCCCCAUCUAUAAGCGCCUAAUUCACGAGGAUCAUGCUUGCAGAGAAAGUGAAAUCAGAGCGUAUUGGUUGAAUAGGAAUGAAGGGAUUUUGGAUCUGCUAUUGUGCGAAAAAUCUUCCAUAAUCUGUCUUCAGGAGUUUUGGGUUGGAAACGAAGAACUUGUCAACAUGUAUGACACGAGGCUUGGUGAUGCAGGAUAUAUCAAUUUCAAGCUUGCACGCACCAACAAUCGUGGUGAUGGUCUACUGACAGCUGUGCAUAAAGACUACUUCCGGGUGAUAGACCAUCGGGAGUUCUUGUUCAACGAUUUCGGUGACCGUGUUGCUCAGCUUUUACAUGUUGAAGUAAUUGCAGCCUUCACCGGGACCCAGUGCAGAAACAGUCAAGAAAUUCUCAUAGUUAACACCCACCUGUUGUUCCCACAUGAUUCAAGCAUGUGUUUGGAGAGACUGCGUCAGGUGUACAAGAUCCUGCAAUCUGUGGAGGCUUAUCAGAAAGAAAACAGUCUUAGUCCUUUGCCCAUCAUUCUGUGUGGUGAUUGGAAUGGGAGCAAGCGAGGUCAUGUUUACAAAUUCUUAAGGUCACAGGGAUUUGUAUCAUCAUAUGAUACUGCUCAUCAAUACACUGAUGCUGAUGCACAUAAGUGGGUUAGCCACAGAAAUCAUCGAGGAAACAUAUGUGGUGUGGAUUUCAUUUGGCUUCUAAAUCCAAACAAGUCUAGGAAAGUACUCAAAACAAGUUGGAGGGAUGCGGUUUUUGGGCUGUUGAAGUAUCAUGUGCGACGAGCAAGAGCCUCCCUGACUGAAGCAGAUGAUGCCUUUGCAUUUCUCAAGGCUGAGCCUGAGGCUGAUUAUAUUACUUAUUCGGGUUUCUGUGAGGCUUUGCGCAAGCUUAAUUUUAUUGGUCAUCCGUAUGGCCUGAGUAAGGAGGAGACAAAAGAGCUUUGGGUUCAAGCAGACCCUGAUGGCAAUGGUGUCGUUGAUUAUAAAGAAUUUCAGCAGAGAGUAUGGAAUCCUACAAGUACAAGGUGUGAGGAGGAGGACGAAGAGGAAGAAGAAGAAGAAGAAGAAGCUGUAUUAGGGUACAGCGUGAAGAAUGCAGUACUUUACCCAACUGAAGCAGAAAAAGGAAUGUGGCCGGAUGAUUACUCACUCUCUGAUCAUGCCCGCCUCACUGUCGCCUUUUCACCUGUUUAUACAAAUAUAACUUCUUCUUGAUUCAUUAUAUAUAUAUAUAUAUAUAUAUAUAUAUAUAUAUAUAUAUAUAUAUAUAUAUAUAUAUAUAUAUAUAUAUAUUCUUCCACAUCCACUUUAACUUUUCAACCCAACCCAACCCAACCAUUGGUUUGGUGGUUGAUCGAGUCCUGAUGAGCAUACACAUUAUGGUGAUGGAUUUUUAUAGUCACCACCAAUUGCUGCUAAUAUAUAUUACAUAAUAUGUAUAUAUGAUUUCUUUGUUACAUUCUCUCAUUUGUAUAAACUGUAAUAUUACUUUGGCAAGUUGGCAUGGCAUAUCCUAA